Molecule: messenger RNA, 1999 nt
Organism: Raphanus sativus (radish)
Lineage: Eukaryota; Viridiplantae; Streptophyta; Magnoliopsida; Brassicales; Brassicaceae
Exons: 4
Coding region: 606-1829 (407 amino acids)
Source: RefSeq, a predicted model, not a curated record
GUAUCUUUUUUUAGUUUGAAUCAUAUAAUUGUUAGUCACAUUUGUAAUCUUUUAUAUUUUAAUAUGUGUAUACAUACAUAUAUAAAUAUACGCUUUCGACACGUUUCCGCUUCCUAAUUUGUUUAAAAAAAUCGCUUCUACGCUUCCACACGAUUACCUUUCUGCGUUUCCGCUUCCGUUUCCAUGUAACAUAUAAGUUAAGGAAAAAAGUUAUAGGGAUAAAAAGUGUUCUAUAGGGUAAAGGAAACUCAACAAGUGAUCUAGGAUAUAAAUUAAGGGGGGGUUAUUGAAACCAGAAUUUAGAAAGAGUCUAGUGAUUUUAAAAGUUGACAGAUUUUUGAAAGUUGAAUUGAUUCAACAAAUAUUCUCUAAAUUCCUGUCAAAUAUUUUGCAUUGAUUUCCAUAGAUUGUUAUUGAGAAUUAUGGAUUUGAAGAAUAUUUUUUUUCAAAAAGUUUAUCUUUUUAUGGUAAUAAACAAAAUUUACUCUAGGAAUUUUCCAAAAGAAAUCUCGAUGAGAGACAGUACUUCUCGUCCAUAUAUAUGAGAUCAUCUAACUACAUUGAGACACAGAUUUUCUCUUCGACCUACCUACAGGUGUGUUGUCAUGGAAGUGAUCACAGAAGAAGAAUCAACCAAUAUGGAAGAUGACGAAACAGAUUUGGAUAUUAUGCUACUAAUGCUAGACAACAUAGCAAGAGUCUCUACGACACCUGUGAAUCGCAUAGAACGUCCCCUUCGUAAGCCAAUCAUGAACAUUGGUUAUGAAUACAUUCAAAAAGCAUUGAAGGAAGAACCGGAACACUUUCGAUCUUUAUAUCGUAUGUAUCCAAGCUCAUUUCUCAAGCUAUGUGAUCUUCUAAGGGUGAAAACAUGUCUGCAAGAUACCCGGAAUAUAUGCGUUGAAGAGAUGGUGGCUACAUUUCUCCUAACUAUCGGCCAGAGUUCAAAAUAUUGUUACACAAUAGACACGUUCAAGAGAUCAGUAUUUGCCACUAGUGAGAACUUUCAUAAGGUUCUAAAAUCACUGAAUACUUUAGCGCCAGACCUGAUGGCAAAGCCCGGCGUGACAACAUGUGCAAAGAUAAGAGAGAGCACAAGGUUUUAUCCUUACUUCAAGGAUUGCAUUGGAGCAAUAGAUGACACACAUAUAUUUGCAAUAGUGCCAAAAUGUGAUGUGCCAAGCUAUCGUAAUCGUAAAGGAUUUGUGUCACAAAAUGUUCUUGCGACCUGCAAUUUUGAUCUAGAAUUCAUGUAUGUUCUUAGUGGGUGGGAAGGUUCAGCUCAUGAUUCAAAAAUAUUAAGUGAUGCUCUAACAAGAAGCACUUGCAGACUAGAAGUUCCAGAAGGAAAAUUUUAUCUAGCUGAUUGUGGGUUUGCCAACCGUCGGAAAUUCCUAGCUCCAUUUAGAAGUACUCGGUAUCAUCUACAAGACUUUAGGGGUGAAGGUCGUGAUCCCAGCAACCAGAAAGAGUUAUUCAAUUUGCGGCAUGCGUCUUUAAGAAAUGUGAUUGAAAGAAUAUUUGGUAUCUUCAAAUCUCGAUUUCUAAUUUUUAAAUCUGCACCUCCUUUCGCUUUCAAGACACAGGCAGAGUUAGUUUUGGCUUGUGCUGGAUUGCAUAACUUUCUACGUAAAGAGUGUCAAUCAGAUAUUUUUUCAGAAGAAGUGAUCAAUGAAAACAAUGAAGAAGAAGAAGAAGAAAAUGGAGAAAUAGGCACUGAAGAUGUAUGUACUCUUGAAUCUCAACAACGAGAAUUUGCUAAUAACUGGAGAAACAUGAUAGCUUCCAAUAUGUGGACAGAUGCACUACAAAAUGGAAGUCAAGGGUGAUGGUGAAACAGCUCAUUUUUAUUGAUAUUAUGGUUUUAUGUGUCGAUGUAGACAAAUACAUGGACUAAAAUCUCGUAUGGACCAAAUGAUCAAAAAGCAUUCUACAGCAUCCAAAAAUAAUCUGUAUGGACCAAGGAGAAGAAAAUUACCAUUUUGCCAUUAAUGACUUU